AUGGACCGCCACGACGACUACCAGUGGCAUGACCAAUACAACCAAGUCGCAGACCCCGGCACCAUCGACAUUCGAGACCUUCUAAGCGAAGAAUGGGAGUUCAUGACCAAGUCGGAUUUCAAUCCGGUGCCAUUGGCCCUAGAACUGAUGGAUGGCAGUUCACUGGGAAAAGACUAUGAAAUGUUCAGCAUGAUCCUUCGUAGUAUUGAAGGAGCACUCAAGGCCGUUGUUGAUGGUUCAUACCAAGGUUUCAACGCCUCGAUUGGAACUUAUGGCGGAGUCAUUGACAGUAUUACAGAUUCGCAGAGCAGAGUCAAGGAAUUGCGUAUGGAUCUCAAAAACUCUAAGGAGUCUCUGCGCUUGCGACACGCGGAUCUUGUGCAACUUUACAACAAGAGUCAGCAGUACAAGGACAUGAUUGAGAUGCUCGACGAGAUCGAGGAGUUGAAGCAAGUGCCCGAAAAACUGGAGAUUCUAAUCCGGGAGAAGCAUUUCUUGGCGGCUGUCAAGAUGUUGGUCUCGGCAUCCAAGACCGUUGCAAAGCCCGAGAUGGUUGCCGUGGGCGCAUUAUCAGACUUGACGCGAUUCUUGAACGAGCAGCUUGAAUCCAUGGCGGAGAUGCUCAUGGAGGAACUUCACAACCACCUUUACCUCAAGAGCCCAUACUGUGACAGUCGAUGGGCUACAUAUACCACUGGACAGGAAGCAUUACCCUUGGCUGAGCGCGGAUUAUUUGAUGGACUGGGCAAGGACAAGCUGGGAAACCUUUCCUCCGAUCGAUUGAAGAGAAGUGCAGGGUUCCAACCCAAAUCCAAGCCAGGAAACGAAGUCAGAUUGGACGACGAGAUGAUCACUGAGGACCUUGAAGUCAACCCAGAGGUUGAUUCGGCAUACUAUAUCGAGAUCUUGGUCGAGUCACUUGGACUUCUUGGCAAGUUCAAGGACGCCAUUGUAACUAUCUUGCAGCGGGUUCCAUUGGAGACUUAUCAGUUGAUCGACAAGACCAUCGGCGAAGUCAACGAGAGGAGGAACGCGGCUGCGUUGAAGACGAUUAACACACGGGACUCGAACUUUGACGAUGAGGACGACGAAAAGUACUUGGCGACCAAGAAUAAUGAGAACGAGAUCUUGAGGGAUCUUUUUUGGACCCUUUUCUCGAAGUUGGAGUGUGUCACACAAGGACAUAGCACUGUCUUGAUUGCUGGAGAGCGACUGUUGAGGCGCGUGGAGGGUGAUCAUGUGAAGAGAAAGGAGAUGGGUCUUGCAGGAGUCAAGAUGUACUCGUUUGCGGAGGUCUGGACGCCCAUGUUGACCGAGAUCCGGUGUUUGCUCUCGGAUUACUUGAUGGAUGCCAACCAGGGAGAUGAUGGACUGGAUAACUUCUUGGGUGGAUCUGGUCAUGAUUCUGGAUUUGAUCUUCUCCGAUCACGCAAGGCCAACCGCGACAAGAACAGGCAAUUGUUCAAGUUUACGGAUUCGAUUGGAGGAUCAUCUCUGUGCAAGGUGUACGACAAUGAAAUUGGAGUGUUUGCGACAGAACCUCUGCGCAAGGCUUUGCCACAGGUGUACGCCCAGAUGAACGAGCAGGGUCCCUCACUGGCGUUCUCGGGACUCAUCCAGGACAAGUAUGCAGAAGUUCUUGCCAACCACCCCAUUGCUGCACUCAAUCCGGACGGCAAGGGAUCUGGGUCGUCGUCCGCUCAGAACGGAAGCAACGGAGCUGCUACUGGAACUGGAACUGGCACAAACAGCAGCAGCAGCAGCAGCAAAAAGGCUGCCGCGGCGACUGCUAAUUCUGUGCCCCUGAUCCCUGGUUACUUAAAGGCAGCUCAGAACGGCGUUACAGGAUGGAAGAACCCGGCGCUGUUGAACGGAUCCUCGACGACGACGACGACCAAUAAUCAGUUGCAGACGUCCGCCAGUGGACACCAGUCGUUGGUGCGGGCGGACCCGGCCCAUAUCAGUGUGGUCAUUCGUCCUGCGGUUGCGUUUGUUGAGCGGAUUCGCGAGUCUGUUCCUUUGAGUCGGGAGGAUGGCACGGUGGUUGUGGGCGCCUUCUUUGACCAUGGUGUCAUCAAUGUCCCCAUGGGUCGCUUCUAG
Molecule: messenger RNA, 2100 nt
Organism: Linnemannia hyalina
Lineage: Eukaryota; Fungi; Mortierellomycota; Mortierellomycetes; Mortierellales; Mortierellaceae
Source: the annotation of a GenBank genome assembly